Penicillium alfredii is the source of this 1641-nucleotide messenger RNA. RefSeq names its product aminoglycoside phosphotransferase family protein. The transcript has 3 exons. Lineage: Eukaryota; Fungi; Ascomycota; Eurotiomycetes; Eurotiales; Aspergillaceae. The coding region runs from base 1 to 1641 and encodes 546 amino acids. Gene Ontology annotation, cellular component: mitochondrion. The record is from RefSeq and is a predicted model, not a curated record.
AUGAAGUUUGGCUCUUGGAACGCCAACCAAGAGCUAUUUGAGUACACCUCUGGGCGUUUUCUAUUCAACGAAGAGCUUCGCCUCGCUGAGCGUCGCAUCAAAUUUGACGUUGAUGCUCUUGCAAGGACGGCAUGUCAUUCGGUGGACCGGCAUCUCGAUAGUGUGACUUCGAUCACAAAACUCGCCGAAGGGGGCUUUAACCGUGUUUUGCAAAUCACCUUCAGUGAUGGUUAUGCCGUGCUUGCAAGGCUGCCAUACAAUAAGACUGACCCGAAGCACUGUGCAGUAGUGAGUGAGGCUGCCACACUCGCUUUUCUACAUUCCCAUGGUAUCCCAGUCCCAAAGGUUCUUGCAUAUUCCCCGAACCCCAUGAACACGGUCGGAAGUGAAUAUCUAUUGCUCGAGAGACUCCCGGGCACACCCCUGAGUGAUCAGUGGUUCUCUAUGGAUACGAAUACAUGCGUCAAAGUCAUGAAGCAGAUUGUCGAUGUGGAGAAACAGUUUAUGAGUAUUGGCUUUCCAGCGAAUGGAAGUCUUUACUACCGACGUGACCUCGAAAGCUCACAAAGAGCCGUUCCAGCUUCUGAGGAUCAUAAUAUAUCCUCGCCAGAUCAGAUUGUCAUCGGCCCAAGUGCACAGCAUGAGUGGUGGUACCAGGAGCGUGCUCUAUUGCACAUUGACCGUGGACCGUGGAAUACCUAUUCCGCAUGCUUCGAAGCACCCGCCAGACGCGAGAUAGAAUUUUGUGAAAUAUUCGGCAAACCCCGACUCCACAUGGAACGAUACCUUCGAGAAUUGCACCAUUUUCAACCGCGGUCGCCUAUUCAGCACCGACUUGUCCUUUCUGACUACCUAAAGCUAGCACCAUAUCUUGAAAUCCCGUCAGACCACCGCCUAUCUCGCCCAACCCUUCGCCAUCCAGAUUUCUCACCGAACAAUAUCCUGGUGAAUGCGUCUAGCGAUGUGGUGGGUGUCAUUGAUUGGCAACAUGCGGUUGUGCUGCCCCUUUGCCUGUGCGCUGGUAUACCCGACCAUUUCCAGAACUGGGGCGAUCCAGUAUCCGAAAUGCUGGCCAAACCAGAGGUCGAAUUACCGGAGAACUUCGAUCAGCUAAGUCAGGAACAGCAAGCAACCAUUCAAGAGACGAAGCGAAGGCGCCUUGUCCAUUUCUACUACGCUGCUUUGACGAUGAAACAAACGCCGGACCAUUUUGACGCCUUUCGAGACGUCCGCUCCAUGCUUCGAGCUAAAUUAUUUCAUUAUGCCGGGGCUCCCUGGGAAGGUGACUCUAUAUCGUUGAAGCACGUCAUUCUAGAGAUACGUCAGAAUUGGCCCAUGCAUCUCGAUGAAGGUAUAAGUACACCACCACCUGAGUUUCCGGUCCACUACUCCGAGGAAGAGAUUCAGCAGUGCUUCAAUGACUAUGACCAGGAGCAGGAGAAGUUGGGAGAAUUAUCGGAGAUGAAGGAUCUCAUAGGCACGGAUGUGCUUGGUUGGGUUCCAAAUGAGGACCAUCUUGAACAUUCCAGGGCUGUGAUUCAGGCCAUCAAGGGGUCCUUGAUGGAGCACUCAAGCACUGAUACUGAGAGAACUGCAGUCCUGGACCACUUUCCUUUUGAUGAUCACGAAGAAAAUGUAUGA